CUGCGAUAGAGAGAAGAGGAGAGAGGCCAAAAAAUGAAUUCACCAAGGCUGAAAGAGGCCUCAAAAGUAUGCCUUCACAGUUGUUGUCCAACGCCUUUCCUCAACAUGCCGGAAGAACACCAGAAAACCGUGUCCAAGCCCGCCCGAACAUCUGUGGUUUGUCGCCGAGACUUUCAACAGAAAACUGCAGCCUCCAUAUUUCCCAACACUCGUUUCACCAACCAUGAAUCUCUCCCUUCUCUCAAAGAAUCAUUCCUUGAGUUAAAAAAAGCCUAUCCUCAAUACGUUGAGACACAACAAGUUGAUGACACAAGAGCUCAAGAGUACGACCACCUUUCGCAGUCCAAUCACGCCUGCCUUGAUUACAUAGGCAUAGGCCUUUUCUCUUUUGCCCAACUUCAGAAACAUAAAUACCAACUAGUUUCCCCCUCCUCCUCUUCCUCUCCUCCUGCUGCGCAGCCAUCGCAUUCCCGGGGUUUGAAUUUUCCCUUCUUUGGCAUAUCCUACAAGACGGGGAAUUUGAAGGUUCAGCUACUUCACGGCGGACAAGAAACCGUGCUCGAAUCCGCGAUGAGGAAAAGGAUCAUGGGCUUUCUCAACAUCUCCGAAAAUGACUACAGCAUGGUUUUCACUGCCAACAGAACGUCGGCUUUCAAACUUGUUGCAAAUUCCUACCCCUACAAGACUAGCCGUAAGCUUUUGACGGUUUAUGACUAUGAGAGCGAGGCAGUGGAGGCGAUGAUCCAUAGCUCGGAGAAGAGAGGAGCUCGUGCCAUGUCAGCAGAGUUUUCUUGGCCCAGGCUGAGGAUUAACUCGUCGAAGUUGAGGAACAUGAUAGUCAGCAAGAGGGAAAAUAAGAAGAAGAAGAGGGGACUUUUUGUGUUCCCACUACAUUCUAGGGUCACAGGAGCAAGAUAUCCUUAUUUGUGGAUGACAAUAGCACAGGAGAAUGGUUGGCAUGUGUUGAUCGAUGCUUGUGCGCUGGGACCAAAGGACAUGGACUGCUUUGGCCUGUUUCUCUUGAGACCGGAUUUCCUCGUUUGUUCUUUUUACAAGGUUUUUGGAGAAAACCCAUCUGGGUUUGGAUGCCUCUUUGUCAAGAAGUCUGUCAUUCCAAUCCUGGAGGCCUCAACAAGCACAGGGAUAGUGAAUAUCGUCCCAGCAAAGGAGCUGCUUCAAUUAGCGGAGGAUUCGUCCGGUACUGAUCUAGAAAUUGAACAGCCACCUAAAUUUGGCUUGGAAGAAGAUGGAUUAACUUCGCUGAGCUCCUUCUCGGGUCCUUUAUCAAAUGAAACAAACCAGUUCCAGUCUCAAAAAGUGGAACAAGGAGAAUCCUCUGACUUGCGAAAUGUAGAAAUAACCGGAAGAUUAGAAGGACCAAAAGGUUCAGAAAUGGGAUCAUCAGAAAUACAUGUUGAGCACGCCAAAAGCGGCGGAAAUGGAGACCAGGAGCUUGAAUGCAAGUGCUUGGAUCAAGUGGAUUCACUUGGGUUGAUAUUGAUAACGAACAGGUCGAGGUACCUAAUAAACUGGCUAGUGAACUCUUUAUCGAAGCUUGAACAUCCUAAUAAUGCAGAGGGAGUUCGUUUGGUAAGAAUCUAUGGACCAAAGAUAAAAUUUGAUCGAGGUCCAGCGUUGGCAUUCAAUAUAUUUGAUUGGAAAGGAGAAAAGGUUGAACCUGUUCUGGUACAGAAAUUGGCUGAUAGAAGCAGCAUAUCUCUUAGCUAUGGGUUCUUACAUCAUAUCUAUUUCUCAGAUAAGUAUGCAGAAAAUAAGGGGAAAGUCCUAGAGAAAAGAGAAAGAGGAGCAAAUCAAAUGGUUGCAAGUAAUUCGAAGGGUAAAUGUGAUGAAGGAAUAACUGUGGUUACAGCUGCACUUGGGUUCCUAGCCAAUUUCGAAGACACUUACAGGCUCUGGGCUUUUGUAGCACAAUUUCUGGAUGCAGACUUUGUGGAGAAGGAGAGAUGGAGGUAUACAGCUCUUAAUCAGACUACAAUUGAAGUUUGAACAAAUAACAAAAUAACAAAAUUUCUUAAUUCUUUUAUUUCUGCAGUUUAGCAAGUUGAUAUAUUUCAUGUCAACUUCAUAAUAUGUAUAUUUUCCAAAGAAAACAGAGGUAUUCAAUUAAUUCCUUCAAAAGGAUGACUUCAGAAUC
Molecule: messenger RNA, 2155 nt
Organism: Morus notabilis
Lineage: Eukaryota; Viridiplantae; Streptophyta; Magnoliopsida; Rosales; Moraceae
Exons: 1
Coding region: 34-2007 (657 amino acids)
Source: RefSeq, a predicted model, not a curated record